Messenger RNA from Leptosia nina, 591 nucleotides. NCBI's taxonomy places the organism in Eukaryota, Metazoa, Arthropoda, Insecta, Lepidoptera, Pieridae. The record is from the annotation of a GenBank genome assembly.
AUGUCUGCAAUCUCCAAGAUGAGUACGAAAAUAAUGAAGCCUGGCGGCGUCGAAGCCGAUAACUUUGAGACUUCGAUCUCUCAGGCGUUGGUCGAAUUGGAGACCAACUCUGACUUGAAGGCUCAACUUCGGGAGUUAUACAUUACUAAGGCUAAAGAAAUUGAAUUACACAAUAAGAAAUCAAUAAUUAUCUAUGUGCCGAUGCCCAAGCUGAAGCAGUUCCAAAAGAUUCAGAUCCGUUUGGUCCGUGAGCUAGAAAAGAAAUUCAGCGGCAAACAUGUUGUCUUUAUUGGAGACAGAAAGAUCUUACCGAAGCCUAGCCACAAGACACGUGUUGCUAACAAACAGAAGAGGCCCAGAUCUAGAACCCUCACGUCAGUAUAUGACGCUAUCCUCGAAGACUUAGUGUUCCCCGCUGAGAUUGUUGGCAAGCGGAUUAGGAUCAAGUUGGACGGUUCUCAACUCAUCAAGGUGCAUCUUGACAAGAACCAACAGACCACUAUUGAACACAAGGUGGACACCUUCCAAUCAGUAUACAAGAAGCUGACGGGGCGUGAAGUCACAUUUGAAUUCCCCGAACCCUACUUGUAA